CGAGCCUCCCCUCACCUAUGACGCUACAACAACUCGAAGUACCCAUCAUUGGUCUGGACACCUGCAGGUGCCUGUACAAAAGGAACCCAGAUCCCGAGGAGUCCCACACCCUUCACAAUGACAUGAUGUGUGCCGGCUUUGUAGAAGGCAAGAAGGAUGCCUGUCAGGGUGAUUCCGGAGGCCCCCUUUCCUGCCUCGUGGACAACGCCUGGCUCCUGGCUGGCGUCGUGAGCUGGGGAUCCAGCUGUGGGGCUGCCAACAGACCCGGCGUUUACAUCCGGCUUCCUUUCUAUUCCGACUGGAUUAAGGAAAAAGUUCCAGAAGUUCAGCUUCAGCAAGUGACAGUCCCUAUAAAGUCGGCCCCGGAAGGGCCCCUGUGCUCCAAUUCAGGAACGGGAGACCCCUAUGAUGACAUCCAACCCUCACCUGGCUGGAACCGGCCUCUCAAACCAAGCAAGGACUCUCCCAGCAGUUCUGUUUCCCUAGCCUGUGGGGUUGGUCUGCCACUUCUCCUCCUCCUCCUCCAGACCUUCCUGUGGUAACUUUCCACUCCCACCGCUAGAUGCGCAGGGAACGUGGUUGUCUUCCUGUUCUUAUCCUCCUGGCAAUGGUCUCCCUAUUUCAUAGCCUGCUGUGCUUCAAGCUUUCUCUUUGCACGCUGGACGCAGAGAAGGCAGCAUGAUUUGAUUAGGAUGUGGUUCUUUUCCUCCGCCUCUCAGGUGGUCAUUGAGUGUGUAAAUCUACCUGCGGUCUUGGCCUAGCAUAUGGCUUUUUAAAAAGUUCACUCACCUCACUCCUAUUGAUGGCUUUUACUCAGAGGAUUUAAUUCAUAAUUUUUUGGGAGUGUCUUAUUUUUUUGCCCCUUUCCCAUUUCCCCGAGACUUGCUUGGCCUUUAAAAAAAAAUCAUAGCUGGAUACAAAUCUGUAAUAAACCUGUAAUUUUUUUGUUGUUGCUGUGGACAUAAUUUCAUAAGUCAGUGGGAGCCUAGUCUCCUUUUUAGGCAAAUUCCUGAACUGCAUUUGGAUAUGACUAACCUCUCUGUUGAGUAGUUGGCGCCCUUCUCCGAUUGCAUUCCUCCAUUGCAUUCCUCGCAUACGUUUUGAAACGUGAUCGGUUUUCAAGGUAGCUUCCUCUCUGUCCAGUCCCUCCUUUCCUGCUCAUAAUGUGAAUUCUCUUGUAGCCUUCCUAACAGUUGCUGUGAAGACAAGGUCCUCCACAAUAGUUGGACGUUAUUCAAGGACCAAGGUUGAGCCCUUUGAAAGGAAUCGGUCAGCUGAAUCCUUUUUCUUCCUUGGGAUUUGAGUUCGCUGUCUGAUGUCUUGCCAGCUGUUUUGCCACCUCUUUCUCAUGGUGGUUGCUUAGCUCCAACAACUGCUUCCUAUUGGGGCCCCAAGGAGCCCGAGUGGGCAGGCAAGGAGUGGUUGGGAGGGGAGGGGCUGGCAAGGUACCCUUUGACGCAAAUGACAUUAAGUUGGCCACGCCCACCCAGUCAUUAGGCAGAUGAUAGUGGUCCACGGGACUUAAAAUUAUGAAUUCAGUGGUUCCCUGAGGUCCGAAAGAUUGGUGACCCCUAUUCUAUAGGACCACUUCCUCCCAUGUUUGGUUUACUUGACCCUCAUUUCUUCUGGGCUCCCUAUAUGAUUUUAUUUACCCACACUUCCUUCUGGCUCACAGACUGAAUAAAAGGAAGCUCGGCAGACGUCCUGGGGACUUUGAAACCAACUUGUUGCCUUUGAGCUGGGUAAUUAGGCUCACCUCUGUGUGCUGCUAGCCUUUGCCUGAUUUAAGCUGGAAUUUUGAGGGGUGGAAAUGCAGCCGCUGGAUGUUUCUGUGUAAUUUAUGAAUCCCUCCAAGGUGGGAUGAGGGCAGAGAUUCUGGGAUGUUCUUAUGUGUGUGUGGACACCUCAGUUCAGAGGUACUAUCAGUUUUUGUUGUGUGUCACCAAAUGUCAGCCUGACAGAUUUGGAAGAGCACGGACCCCAAUGUGAAGGAGAUGAAGAGGGCACCUUAUUUCCAAGUAUGCUUGGACAGAAAUAACUGCCAGCAUGGACGCAGAAUUAAAAGGAGUGGGACUGAUAAUGAUCGAAAUUCAAUGAUGAUCGUAAUUGCCCUCUUUGGGGGGAAAAGAGGAUUGCAACUGUAUUUAGAUAAUUUAUGUUUGCCCAUACUUUAAAAAAAAUAAAUCUUAAUGUACGGAUCAUCUUUUAAGGAUUGAAAUCAUUUGCUGUUUUUGAAAUGGUUUUAAAUAAACAGUAAUUCUACACUUA
This is a messenger RNA of Thamnophis sirtalis, 2268 nucleotides long. The record is from RefSeq and is a predicted model, not a curated record. NCBI's taxonomy places the organism in Eukaryota, Metazoa, Chordata, Lepidosauria, Squamata, Natricidae.